AUGACUCCUGCACCCACAACCGCAGAGACCGUCGCCUACUUAAAGUCGCUGCCCGCCGUCCGCGAAAGAGCCGAGCUCGUCUACGCCAAGGCCCAAGGUCGCCAGCUCAAGCACUUUGACGUCGACUUUUCAAAACUCGGCGAUGUCGCCAAAUUCGUCGUCUCAUUGAUUAAGCGCGACUAUGACGCCAAGGAUAUCCCAAACAUCCCACCUCACACCCGUCUCCGCCAUUUCGACGUUGGCCAAAAGGACCGCAUCCAACAGUUGUGCGAGAGCUGGAAGGGCCGUAUCGAUAACCUCGAGACCGUCCGUCGACUUGUCGAUCUGAUUGUCGUCUCUGUCCUCCUUGAUGCCGGUGCUGGAGACAGAUGGACGUUCGAGGUUAAGCCAGAUAACAUCCAGAAGGUUGCUCGAUCUUACUCUCGGUCGGAAGGUCUUGCUCUGGCCUCGCUCGCCAUGUUCAAGGAGGGUCGCUUCUCUGGCGAUAUCCAUCGCGCUCAUCAAGUCGAUGCCGAUGGACUCUGCAGCUUGACACUCGAGAGCCUCAGGGAAGGAUUCCAGGUUGACGAGCAGAAGAACCCUCUGCUCGGUCUCGAAGGUCGAUGGGAGCUACUCCGUCGACUCGGCAAGGCCCUCAAGCUUCAUCCUGAAUACUUUGCCAGCUCCGAGAACGCCCCUCUUCGUCCUGGAAACAUGGUUGAUUACUUGUUCAAGGAGGGAUCGGACAGACCACGCCGCAAGGACAAGUAUGUGGUUCGCACGGAGUCGUUGUUCAAGGUUGUGAUUGACGGGUUCGCAGAGAUCUGGCCACCAUCGCGUACAACUGUCGGAGAUGUUUCCUUAGGCGAUGUUUGGCCCUGCGAUGCCCUCAAGACGUCGUCGACCCCAGCGGACUCGACUGACCACUUUGUGGUCUUCCACAAGCUGUCGCAGUGGAUGACCUAUUCGAUCAUGGAACCCCUCGAGACCAUGCUCAACAUUGAGUGGGAACAUGCUAACCUCCUCACCGGACUCCCCGAGUAUCGCAAUGGUGGACUGUUGAUUGAUUUGGGAUUCAUGACACUGAAGCCCAAGGAGGAGGAGCGCGGCUUGGUCAACUACAAGCACAAUGCUCUCAAGCCAGGUCAACCCGCAGUCGAGGUCGUGCCGACAUUUGAGCCCAGCGAUCCCGUCAUCAUCGAGUGGCGCGCCAUGACCGUCGCCGCACUCGAUCGGAUUGCCGUCGAAGUCCGCAAGCAGCUCAACUUGCCCAACCUCACCCUUGCCCAAGUCCUCCAAGGCGGCACCUGGAACGCUGGGCGAGAGAUUGCUUCGGUAUCACGACCCAACACCAAGGGACCACCUAUCGCCAUCUUGAGCGACGGCACCUUGUUCUAA
Messenger RNA from Linnemannia hyalina, 1377 nucleotides. NCBI's taxonomy places the organism in Eukaryota, Fungi, Mortierellomycota, Mortierellomycetes, Mortierellales, Mortierellaceae. The record is from the annotation of a GenBank genome assembly.